GGCUGACUCACGACAGAGGCGGGGCUUGUGCUAGGGAUCGUCUUAAAAUUUAAAACUCUUCGGACCUUGAAUCGUAGACGGAAAAAGAAGCUCUGAGCAGUAGCAGAUCGAGACAGAAACAGAACAGUGCUGUGCACGUUAGCCAGUCAGAAAACAAGUCGGGAACACUUUCAAGAUGAGUAGUCGUAGGAAGCGCGCCCCUCCGAUCAGGCUCAGCGAUGAAGAAAAGAAACUUCACCGCUGGAAUAUGCAUGAAGAUAGGAGAUUAGAAGACUUUACACUAGAGGAGGAAAAUCCUGGAACUAGCACGUCAUUCUCAAUUCAUGAUGUCAAACAUGCUAAGUUGGAGCAAAAACUGAUUUCUGAAUCUGUUAUGGAACCUUUGAACCUUCCCUGUCAAAUUGAAUCGGACAUAACACCAACUUUGGUGCCUUUGUCUGUCCAUUUUAGCAUGUUAAUUUCUCCUGUUUCUACAGAGGAAUGCUGGAAAGCCUUGCUUGGUGUGUUCAGCCUAUAUCUUUCAUCUGGGCAGAAUGCUCAUAGUAUAUUGCAGGGACAAAGCUUCACUUUAACUAAAGAGAAACCCUGCUCUUCUCAGCUGCUGAUGUGCAUCCAUGACAAAGAUGAGGAAAUAGAUGAAGGAGCAAAUUUCAGCAGUUCUGUAGAGAUGCUCCAGGUGAAAACAUUGCUUUGUGAUGAUCUGCUGGAAGACUUAAGAUGGCUGCAAAAGAAGAAAAUGAUUGCACUUUAUCACAGACCAGCAAAGUCUAAAGCUAUUGAGGUUGAAAUCUACCUGCUGGAAGCUUGCUUGUCAAAACCUGAAUUUUUGAGUCAAGGAAAUGGAAGGAUGAGAAAAGCUUGCAUUCUCAUGCAAAGACUGAUGGAAAAGUUUUACAACUUUCCUAUUCCAGAUGUCAUUGAUGACAAUGAGGAGGAGUCUGACAGAGAGCUGGAGAGGCAAAACAUUGAAGAGCUUUACGACUAUGUGAGGCAGAAACACCAACAAGAAGGCAACCUUUUGAAUCAAGAGGUCCAACACCCAGCCUUAAUUCCAGUGCUCAGGCCUUACCAAAAUGAAGCAGUGAACUGGAUGUUACAAAAAGAAAACUUCAUGGAAGUGCCUUCAACUGAAAAUGCUUUGCACCCAUUAUGGCGAGAAGUCUCAACACUGGAAGAAGUUACAAUUUAUUAUAACCCUUUCACUGGUUGUGUUAUUCGAGAACGUCCUGUUGCCGGUCAUGAGUGGCCUGGGGGUAUUUUAGCUGAUGAAAUGGGGCUUGGAAAGACAGUAGAAGUAUUAAGUCUAAUACUCUGUCACCCACGGAAAGAUGUCAAGAAGGAUGUUUUGACAUUACCUGAGGGAAAACUAGUGAAUUAUUUCAUACCGCCUCCACCCAUGAAGUUAGCAAGAAAUAGGAAGGAGAAAGUUGCUGGUUUCAAAUCAAAGGAGAAGAUACAGUUCCCUAGUUUACGUGUAAUGAUAUUGGCAGCAAUAAAAGAAAUUAGUGUGAAAAAGGGAGCUUCCAUAAUUGCCAUCUUUAAGUAUAUUAAUACCAUCUACAGAUAUGAUGUUCAGAGGAACCGAAGACUUCUUAAAAGGACCCUAGAAAAACUAAUCUCAGAGAAAAUAGUAGAGCAGGUGAAAGGACACGGCCUUGCAGGAUCAUUCAAACUUGGGAAAAAUUACAAGGAAGGCAAAAUCCAAGACAAAUCACAAAAACUGAAAACGAAAUCUUCUAAAAGGUUACAGCCUAAUCUAUCAGAACUUAGGGAUCAUCAACAAGAACAGACUGAGAUGGGCAAUUGCAUCCGUGUUGCUGCAAAAGAUCACGACUAUUGUACACAACAUAAGGAGAGCGUUUCUGAAAGUGAACUGAAAGACAAGGGUGAAGUUAAGGAGAGAAAUGUACCUGAAGAAAACGCACAAAUACUAGAUAAUUCAGCUGCCAGCAGAACAUUUUGUGAAAAUACAAAUAAUGAUUGUACUAAUACAGAAACUAAGCAUGAAAACAACUACAUGGAUUGUCCCCAUUCUCAGGAGCCUACCUGUCAGACUGGUGCUGUUUUUCCUUUCAAUACUGCAGAUUACCGAUUUGAGUGUAUAUGUGGUGAAUUAGGCCUCUACGAUUACAAAGCCCGCGUGCAGUGCCUUCAGUGCCAUCUAUGGCAACAUGCAGAGUGUGUAAACUAUAAGCAAGAAAACUUGGGGGUCACACCUUUCUACUGUCCACAUUGCCUGGUUGCCAUGAAGCCAGUUCCGACUGGAGCAACUCUUAUCAUUUCUCCCAGUUCCAUAUGUCACCAGUGGGUAGAUGAAAUCAACCGCCAUGUACAGUCAUCCUCACUUCACAUUAUGGUAUACCAGGGGGUAAAAAAACACGGCUUUCUGCAACCUCAAAUGUUAGCAGAACAAGAUGUGGUUAUAACUACCUAUGAUGUACUGCGGUCUGAACUAAAUUACGUAGAUAUUCCACACAGUAACAGCGAAGAUGGAAGGAAGUUUCGGAAUCAGAAGCGUUACAUGGCUGUACCAAGUCCUCUGGUUGCUGUUGAGUGGUGGCGAAUAUGUCUAGAUGAAGCCCAAAUGGUUGAGUGCACAACAGCAAAGGCGGCAGAAAUGGCCUUGCGUCUUACUGGGAUCAACAGAUGGUGUGUAAGUGGCACUCCAGUACAACGUGGUCUUGAAGAUUUAUUUGGAUUAGUUUUAUUUCUUGGAGUUGAUCCUUAUUGGGUCAAACACUGGUGGGAUCAACUUCUAUAUAAACCCUAUUGCAGGAAGGAUCCCUUUCCAUUAUAUAAAUUUAUAUCCAAAAUAAUGUGGAGGUCUGCAAAAAAGGAUGUCCUUGACCAGAUUCAGAUCCCACCACAAACUGAGGAUGUGCAUUGGCUUCAUUUUUCCCCUGUAGAGAGGCAUUUUUAUCAUCGACAACAUGAAGUUUGCUGCCAGGAUGCACUGGCAAAACUGCGUAAAAUCACAGACUGGUCUCUCAAACUAAGCAGCUUAGACAGGAGAACUGUAUCCUCCAUUCUUUAUCCUCUGCUACGACUGAGGCAGGCUUGUUGUCAUCCACAAGCUGUAAGAGGUGAAUUUCUGCCUUUGCAGAAAAGCACAAUGACCAUGGAGGAGCUGCUGACCUCACUACAGAAAAAAUGUCGCACAGAAUGUGAAGAGGCCCAUCGCCAGCUUGUUUGUGCUCUUAAUGGUCUAGCUGGGAUUCACAUUAUUAAAGGUGAAUAUCCCGAGGCAACAGAAUUAUAUAGGGAAGUAUUGAGAUCAUCAGAAGAGCACAAGGAAAAACUUAAAACUGACUCUUUGCAGAGGCUUCAUUCUACACAUAACCUGAUGGAACUUCUUGCUGCAAAACAUCCUGGAAUCCCUCCAACCUUACGUGAUGACAAACUAGCAGAUGAGACGAAACAACUUAAAGAACAUUACAUGAGUAAAUCAAAUGCAGAAGUGUCUGAAGGUCACCAAGCACUACAACCUGUUUUGCAGUCAAUACGUGAGCUGCAAAGAAAGAUACAUUUCUCCUCUCCUUGGUGGCUUGACGUCAUCCAGUGUGCAGUACAGUAUGCUAUUGAUGAGGAACUUGUUCAGCGUGUACAGAAUGAACUCACCAGCAUCUAUAAGCACCAGACAAACAAACUCUCCAUGGCAGACAAGUUCAGGGAUUGCAGAGGCCUUCAGUAUAUAGUUACAACACAGAUGGAAGAGUUGAAGAAAUGCCAAAAGCUUGUCAGAGAUGCUGUAAAGAAUCUGGAAGGUCCUCCAUCCCAAGAGGUUAUUCAGGCUUCCACCAUCUGCCAUCUUCGACCAGCCCGUCUUCCUCUUAAUAACUGUGUUUUCUGCAAAGCUGAUGAAUUAUUCACAGAGUAUGAGUCAAAGCUGUUCGCCCACACUGUGAAAGGCCAAACAGCUAUAUUUGAGGAGAUGAUUGAAGAGGAAGAAGGCCUUGUGGAUGACCGACUUCCUACAACCAGCCGUGGUCUGUGGGCUGCUAGUGAGCUGGAACGAUCCCUAAAAGCUGUUUUGUCAUUUGCACGGACACACCGCAUGGAUGGAAAGGUGAUAGAUGAAGGAGCCAUCUUUAUGGAGCUAUUUGAUUCUUGGAAAAAGGAAUAUAAGUUACUUCAUGAGUAUUGGAUGGUUCUGAGAGACCAUGUUUCUGCAAUUGAUGAGCUGGCUAUGGCUACAGAGCGACUAAGAGUUCGGCUACCAGAUGAACCAAAGCCAAGUCCUCCUGUCCUUCACAUCAUUGAACCUCAUGAGGUGGAGCAAAAUCGUGUGAAGCUUCUCAAUGAUAAAGCAGUUGCCAAAUCACAAUUACAAAAGAAACUGGGACAGCUUUUAUAUCUUACAAAUUUAGAAAAGUCUCAGGACAAAACUUCAGGUGGCAUUAACCCAGAACCUUGUCCAAUAUGCGCUCGACAUCUAGGGAAGCAGUGGGCUGUGUUGACUUGUGGCCAUUGCUUCUGUAAUGAAUGCGUAGCGAUCAUAGUUGACCAGUACAGUGUUGGCACCCGAAGGAGUGCUAUUAAAUGUGCAAUCUGUAGACAAACAACGUCACACAAAGAGAUCUCCUAUGUCUUUACGAGUGAGGGUGGAAACCAGGAGCAAGACAUCCCUGUUAAGGGAAGCCAUUCUACCAAAGUAGAAGCUGUGGUCAGGACACUGCUGAAAAUACAAAUUCAAGAUCCAGGAGCCAAAUCUUUGGUUUUCUCCACAUGGCAAGAUGUAUUGGAUAUCAUUGCAAAGGCUCUACAGGACAAUAGCUUGGUAUUUUCACAAAUCAAUGGCAUCCAUAAAUUUCAGGAAAAUCUUUCAGCAUUUAAAUAUGAUCCCAAAAUCAACAUUUUGCUGCUUCCCCUGCACACAGGCUCCAAUGGACUCAACAUAAUAGAGGCUACUCAUGUGUUACUCGUGGAGCCGAUUCUAAACCCUGCACAUGAACUUCAGGCCAUUGGGAGAGUUCACAGAAUUGGACAGACCAAAUCUACAAUUGUUCACCGAUUCCUAAUAAAGGCAACAAUUGAAGAUAGGAUGCAGGCAAUGCUAAAGACUGCUGACAGAAGUCAUACAAGCACAUCAAUGAAGCAGUCUGAAACAUCUGCCCUAACUGUGGCUGACCUUGCCGACUUAUUUACAGAAGAGCGAGACGAGCUGGAGUAAAGCACCAUUCAAAUUGUCAAGUUCAAAACAUUCCAAGCUCCAUGAGCAUUGAUUAAUAAAUCCUCCUAAUGCUUCAUUACAAACCCACAGAUCUAAUAUACAGCAGGUGUACCUUUGCAUGCUGAACAACAUUCCUUUUUGUGUGUCAUGGUGAAAUAUUGUGCAAGCAGUUCAUAAAUUCUUCCACGUCACAUUAUUGAACCCUAAAUAUGAUGUAUGAACCAGUAAGUCAUAGGUUGAAGCUUAGCUAUUGCCUUUAAAUACCUUAAAGGGUAAAAGUCAACUAGCGCAGCCUUCACUGAAUGAACAAACAGCAAAAAUGGAGGUUAAAGGUUCCCAAAUAAGUAUUAAAUGUGCCUAUUGAAUAGGUCAAAGAGGUUUCAAAGCCUUCUCUACCUCAUUCCAUAGCUUGAUUAUAGCCCACUUGCCCCUAUGUGAAAAUGUUCCCUGUCUUCCGCAUAUCAAUAAGUCAGUUUUGCUUUUGUAUGCAUUAGGCUUUCAGCAAGUCACCUUUCAAAAGGUAAAGCAGGUUUAGCAGCAGGUGACUAAACAAAAUUAUGCUAGUGCACAUGUAGUUUGAUCACAAUAGGUUUUUUAAGAACAGUGAGUCCUUCUAUUAUUUGCUUACUGAGAUUUAAGGAUUAGAAUUAGCAUAUUGAAGUAGGCCUGUCCGCUUGAGCAUUUAAUAUUGCACACUUAAUAGCACACAAAUCCUUGAGUAUGACACCCAGUGACAAGUGUCCCUUCUUAGGAAGUGACCGAUGUGAUGUUGGACUAGUUAUCAGCUGCAUUUUGGAGGUUUCAGGGUGCCUAUUCAUUGCAAAAGUGAGAAGCAAUAGCAACAUGGAGGUAUAUUUUUGUUCAGUUUGGUUUUUCAACUUCUCUUUAACUAAAUUGACUAAUGGGUUAUGACACAUAGAACCCUAAGCAUUCUUUUUAUCAACAUACUGUACAUUAUGAUUGUAAGCGGCCAUAUUGUUUGUGUCGAUAUAGAGCUUGAGCAACAUCAGCAUGUAUCACUAAGCACUAAAAAGCAUGUUCCUUUGCAACUUCCAGAGAAUUCCUUGACAGCAGUGAUCAAUGUGAUAGUGACCUCCAUAUAAUUGUAAAGCUGCAGAAAAUCAUUUUUGGCCAUAGUGGCUACAUUCUUUACACUAUGUUUAAGAGGAAAUAAUUGAAACAUCAGACCUAUGUGUAAGUACAUUUUACAUAAUUUUCUUCUUUGGCUAGUUGUUAGUUGUUGGAAAUGUCCAGGCACUGUUUAAUAUAAUUAAGAAAUCCCAUCUGCACUUGUAUUACCUCUAAUAUAUAGCUUUAUUUAGGCCAGACAAUUUGUUUUUUUCUGCAGCAACCCACACAUUAUUCACUAGUAAAUACAGUAUGUUCCUGCUUUCAGCACAGCUCAUCAGUGCUUUUGAUAUACUGUAGAGAGGCUAAAUUGAGAUUUUAUCAAAUGUUCAGCCAGCAUAUCAGUUUUUAGAAACUUUGUUUUAUUAUUGGUUUUACCUAAAUCUAGUUCCAUUGCAACAGAUAGAUGUUGCGCAGGUCUUAACUCCCCCUCUGGGGAAUAAUAGAAUAUUAAGCUUUUUUUAAGAGAAGCAUUGUUUUAGUUCAGCUAUAUUUAAGUAGUAACAAUGAUCAAAAUAAUGUAUGUAUUGGUAUUUUUCAAGGAUUUUAUACUAAUGUAGUUUUAUUAAUUGUAUCCUUCCAUAUGCCACAAAACAUAAAAUUUCUGGUGCCAGUAGCCAUUACCAUCUGAAUAUGCUGAUGAAAAAGGGAAUUGCUCUCUGCAUAACCAUGGGGCACAGUUAUGGGAAAAAUUGAAUGACUAAUAAACCUGGUUUGUGAUAGACUUUAUUCUUACAUAACAACUUGGUUAUACUAAGUAAAACAUGUUGAAUUUGUGGUAAACUGCCAGUCUUUUUCAUAGUCUAUAAAUAACAUUCCAUUAUGAGUCAGGUAUUGUGAAUGACUGGGUUUAUAGCAACAGCAAAUAUAUUAGACUGAAGAACUAAUGAACAAUUUAAUAUCUCAAAACUGUUAAAAUAAAAAAUAUUCACACCCUU
Xenopus laevis (African clawed frog) is the source of this 7236-nucleotide messenger RNA. It is a transcript of the gene shprh.S, whose product is annotated as SNF2 histone linker PHD RING helicase, E3 ubiquitin protein ligase S homeolog. Gene Ontology annotation, biological process: protein polyubiquitination; DNA damage response; nucleosome assembly. The coding region runs from base 176 to 5170 and encodes 1664 amino acids. The transcript is spliced from 30 exons. NCBI's taxonomy places the organism in Eukaryota, Metazoa, Chordata, Amphibia, Anura, Pipidae. The record is from RefSeq and is a predicted model, not a curated record. Gene Ontology annotation, molecular function: DNA binding; ubiquitin protein ligase activity; ATP binding. Gene Ontology annotation, cellular component: nucleosome; chromosome; nucleus.